This is a messenger RNA of Diatraea saccharalis (sugarcane borer), 2160 nucleotides long. The record is from the annotation of a GenBank genome assembly. NCBI's taxonomy places the organism in Eukaryota, Metazoa, Arthropoda, Insecta, Lepidoptera, Crambidae.
UGAUUGCGCAGGUAAGUUGUACCCUUUUUCACAUAUUUUAGUAAAUUAAUUUAGAGUGUACGUGUUGUUAUUUAGAUUUUUGUCUAAAUGUACCCUUUUACACCGAGUUUUUAUUUUAAAACUUCAUUACAUAAUUAUUAUGAAGAGGAGAUAUUGAUUUUUUAUUAUAUUUUUGUAUGUAUGUUAGUAAAGUCUUGACAUAAAAACAGUACAAUAACAAUGGUUAUAGUGAAUCAACCUCACAGACAUAUUUAACUACACUUUAUAGUAUAAUUAUUUAAUUAUAGAUAUAUAAGGUGUAACAAAAUUAACUGCAAAUAUUUUGAGUGGUUAUUGUACUCUUCAUUAUAUCGCGGUUCCCUGAUGUAAUGUUUUAAUAAAUAUAUCUAUUGUUUUAGAAUGGCUGGUCGAAGUCGCAUUAAUCGUUUGAUAGGUCUUGUUUCCAAAGAUAUGGCAAUGAUGGAUGGAGUGGAUUGGAUUGAUGACGAAUCUAUAACUGUACCUGUAUCUUGCGAAAACUAUUCUCCAAAGGCUAUACAUUCCAGAGAUCAUUCUCCAAGACCAGGAUGUUCAAACAGUUAUUCUUCAAUGCCGGGAAACUCUAAACAAUUUUCUACAAUACCUGGAUGUUCCAAAAACCUUUUCUCAGAGCCUGACAAUGAUGUCGAUAUAUUCACUGAUUCUGAUGAAACGUUUCUCGUAUGUCUUGAUAUUGUUUCUAUGUUAAUUGAUUCGCUACCAUACCCCAAUUUGGAUUAUUCUACAGAUAGUAGUGACGAUUUCAUCCCAAAUACAUGUGACACAAGUAGCUCAGAUUGUUCAGUUUUACAAAAGCGCACAAGACGUAAUAGUAAUGUCAUUAUUCCAGAGUCAGAUUCAGAUACGAGCAAUAAUAAGUCAUUUUGGGAUAAAGAAGGUAUUAAACAAGGCCGGAAACAUAAGCCUAGGAAAAGUAUCAAGGAAAGAAGAGUAGAUAGAGAAACUAGAAAAAAGAAGAGAAAUCUAGGAAAGAGUUACGAGACAGGAAAAGGUAAAAAAGUAGAACAAAGGAAAAUCAAAGGUCUGGGAUCUUGUAGAAUGAAAUGUGCUGAAAGAAUUCCUGAAGAAUUUAGAAAUAAGAUUUUUAAUUAUUACUGGAGCUUAGGAGACUACGACCGACGAGUUUUGUUCAUAAGUAACCUUAUAGAUGUAAAGGGAAAAGCAUCGACAAAACUUGCAGCUACAGUUAAAAACAGACAUUUUACUAAUAACUACUGCCUAAAGCUUCAUUUAGAGUGUCAUCGUAUAUGUAAAGGUUGUUUUUUAAAAACAUUUGAUGAAACCCCUAAGUUUAUACAAAAUGUAACUGGGAAAAUUAAAGAAAGCGGUGGUAUUGUGGCCAAAUCUACAAGAGGAAAAAAGCCUAGCGCUUUAACCAUAGACAAUGAGAGGUUAGAAAAUGUGAAAACACAUAUAUUAUCAUUUCCAAUAUAUGAGAGCCAUUAUGGUCGUUCUAAGACAAACAAAAAAUUUUUGCCGCCCCAUCUAACCCUGCAAGAUAUGUAUAAAUCUUACUGCGAGGAUAAUGAAAAUCCGGUAUCACUGACCAUCUACUCAUGGGUUUUCCGGGCCCAAAACUUAUCUUUCAAAACACCAUAUGUUGAUACGUGUGUGAAAUGUGAUACUUUAAAUACGAAAAUUAAGUUUUGUGAUGGUUUAGAAAAGGAAAACACUGAAAAACUUUUGGAAGAGCAUCAAAGAAGAGCAGAAACCAUUUAUGAUCAAAAAUCAAAAGACCGGGCUUGUUCUAUUGAAAAGGGGGACACCGCAGUUCUAUCAUUCGAUCUGCAGCAAUGUUUGCCGACCCCAUUCCUUAAAACUGGGGCUGCAUUUUAUAAGCGUGCAUUAUGGACUUACAAUUUAACAUUAAGGGAUUGUACUCAUAAUAAAUGUAGCGGCUAUGUGAUACCAGGACACUUUAUACAGGAAAUACAAGCAAGACCCUCGAAAUCAAAUAGAUUCAAACAGCUAAGGAAUGAUGCUUCUGCCGGCUCCCACCAUCAUAUGCAAGACAGGCCAAAACUCAAGGCCCGCCGUUCUGAAAUUCAGAGCUGCAGCAGCAACAUCACCAUGAUAACUUAUAGUGCUUUAUUUCAAUGGAUUCCGUGGUUUCAUAUAUAA